This is a messenger RNA of Plutella xylostella (diamondback moth), 1374 nucleotides long. RefSeq names its product tRNA N6-adenosine threonylcarbamoyltransferase, mitochondrial. Gene Ontology annotation, cellular component: mitochondrion. The record is from RefSeq and is a predicted model, not a curated record. Gene Ontology annotation, biological process: tRNA threonylcarbamoyladenosine modification. NCBI's taxonomy places the organism in Eukaryota, Metazoa, Arthropoda, Insecta, Lepidoptera, Plutellidae.
CUCUUCUAUUUACUCCAUGGAUGGUCCAUUUCUAACCUGAAAAAAUUAUGUAAAGUUUAUUUAUUUUAAAUUGAAACAUGAAUUGAAGUAGUAGGAGUAAGUUAUAAUGUCAGUAUUGCAGUAAAGGCUUUGAAUUGUGUCCGGAUAUCUAUUAAAAUGUACAAAAUAAACAGAACACUCACUGCAACAUCGUCCCUACUGUUACCACUUUCAAGAAGAUAUUAUGCUACUAUACUAGGUAUUGAAACAUCCUGUGAUGAUACUGGAUGCGCUAUAGUCAAUGGUCAUGGCCAAAUUUUAGGUGAAGCGUUACAUUCCCAAACUUUAGUCCAUCUCAGGAAUGGUGGCAUAAAUCCAAUAAUAGCAAGGGAUCUACACAGGGACAGCAUUGAUUCCAUUGUUGGUGAAGCAUUGGCCAAGUCCCAGUGUGAUAUCAGUAACAUUGAUGGUGUGGCAGUCACAGUUAAACCAGGCCUCCUUGCUAGCUUACAAAUAGGUGUAAAAUAUGCUAAAUAUUUUUCAAGAAAAUACCAAAAGCCUAUUAUUCCCAUUCAUCACAUGGAAGCUCAUGCUUUAGUGGCGCGAAUGUAUGAAGAUAUUCAAUUUCCUUUCUUAGUGUUAUUAAUAUCUGGAGGUCAUUGUCUACUGGCUGUUGCUAAAGAUGUGGAAGAUUUCCUGUUGCUAGGCCAGUCACUGGAUGAUGCCCCCGGGGAGGCCUUUGACAAAGUAGCCAGAAGAAUGAAGUUAAGAAAUAUUCCAGAAUAUUCACAUCUAGCUGGUGGCAGAGCUAUAGAAUUGGCUGCCAGAAAAGCAAAAGAUACACAUUCUUUUCAACUUCCACCACCUUUAGUGAGAAGCAGAGACUGCAAUUUCAGUUUCAGUGGUCUGAAAGCUUCCGUUGGACGCACUAUACAGAACUUGGAGGCUCGGCAUGGAGUAGUGGGGGCGCAGGUGAUCCCUCAAGUGCAUGAGUUGUGUGCCUCGUUCCAGCUGGCCGUCACUGAACACUUGAUGCACCGGACAGAGAGGGCUAUGGAAUUUUGUAUCAAGAAGGAACUAAUUCCACCAGAUAGAAAAAACCUUGUUAUAUCUGGAGGAGUAGCAUGCAAUGAUUUCAUAUUUGAAUCAUUGAAGGCUCUUGGUAACAAAACUCAGUUCAAUGUGUACCGGCCACCACCUCCCGUCUGCACAGACAAUGGCAUCAUGAUAGCAUGGAAUGGUGUUGAAAAAUUAAGGAAAGGAUUGGAGUUCACACCAAACUUUGAUUUGAAAGACAUAGAACCACAAUGCCCUUUAGGGGUCAACAUCUCCAAUCAAGUUCUAGAUGCUAAUUUAUGUGUAAGUGUGACAAGAUUAAAAUCACUGUAAAUAGUU